AUGCGUGGCGGCGCUUCGAGACCGCCGUGCUCGCCGUGGUCAACAAGAUCCAGCCCACCUCCGCCUCUGAGGAACUCCGCGCUUGCCUGCGCGCGACCAUGGUGGCUCAGGGAUGCUGCUAAAGCUAUUCCUAGGGCUCAUGCUGCUCGGUGUGAGCGGAGGGCGCGAGGGAUGGGCCGGAUCUGUGCGGCGGCGGCGGCAGCGGCUCGCGCGUGCGCCUGCGGCGGCGGCGGCUGCUGCUCACCCACGCGCCUGCGAGAGCAUGGCAAGCAGCCAACGACAGCGCAUGCUCGGCUCAAAAUGAAAGGCGUACUUCAGAUUAAGGGGGCAUCAGGGCGUGAAAAGAAGGCUCCUAAGGAACUCGAGAGCGUCUUAAACCGAUAUUUUGGAUAUUCGGAAUUUCGCGGAAAACAACUCGAAGCUAUAGAAGCUGUUCUAUCAGGAAGAGAUUGCUUUUGUUUGAUGCCAACUGGUGGUGGAAAGUCGAUGUGCUAUCAGAUUCCAGCUCUGGUGAAGACAGGCAUUGUUCUUGUCAUUUCACCCUUGAUAGCACUAAUGGAGAACCAGGUUGCCAGCUUGAAAAAUAAAGGGAUUCCAGCUGAAUUUCUCUCUUCCACACAGGCAUCUCACACUAAACAAAGGAUACAUGAAGACCUUGAUACUGGCAAUCCUUCUUUAAAGUUGCUAUAUGUCACUCCUGAGCUUGUUGCAACAUCAGGCUUUACGGCAAAGCUAAAGAAGCUCUACAACAGAGGUCUUCUUGGUCUUGUUGCUAUUGAUGAGGCUCACUGUAUUUCGACUUGGGGCCAUGAUUUCAGACCUAGUUACCGCAAGCUUUCAUCAUUGAGGAAGCAGUUCCCGGAUAUCCCUUUGUUAGCUUUAACUGCAACUGCUGUCCCGAUGGUCCAGAAAGAUGUGAUAUCAUCACUGUGCCUGCAAAAUCCAGUAAUUCUUAGAGCUUCAUUUAAUCGACCCAAUAUAUUCUAUGAAGUUCGUUACAAGGAUCUUCUUGAUGAUGUUUACUCUGAUAUAUCAAAUUUACUGAAGUCAAGCGGAAAUGUCUGCUCAAUUAUAUAUUGUCUUGAACGGGCAGCUUGUGAUGAUCUAAGCAUGCAUUUGUCACAGCAUGGUGUCUCUUCUGCUGCUUAUCAUGCUGGCCUAAAUAGCAAAGUGCGAAGUUCUGUUCUCGAUGACUGGCUUUCAUCCAGAACUCAAGUUGUUGUUGCAACUGGUAUUGAUAGACAAGAUGUACGUAUUGUAUGCCACUUCAACUUGCCUAAGUCAAUGGAAUCCUUCUACCAGGAGUCAGGUCGAGCUGGUCGUGAUCAACGACCUUCAAGAAGUGUUUUGUAUUACGGAUUAGAUGACCGGAGGAGAAUGGAAUUCAUUUUGAGAAACCCCAAAACUAACAAAUCCCAGCCGUCUUCCUCUUCAAAUGAGCUUUCUGAGAAGGCUCUAGCUGACUUCAGUCAGAUUGUUGACUACUGUGAAAGUUCUAGCUGCCGGCGAAAAAAGAUCAUUGAGAGCUUUGGAGAGAGAGUUCAACCAACUUUAUGCCAACGCUCAUGCGAUGCUUGCAAGCACCCAAACUUAGUGUCUUCACGUCUGGAGGAACUCCGUCGUGUGCCCAACUGUCGCUUUAAUGAGAUUUCCCCAGUGUUUCAAAGCUCAGUUAAACCAGCACACUUGGACACAGAAUUCUGGAAUCGGGAAGAUGAGGCAAGCAUAUCGGCUGAAGACAUCUCAGAUUCUGAUGAUGGGAAUGAGGUUGUGAGUAAUAUAGCCAUUUCAAAGGUUCCAGCAAAAGCUGGUCUGGAUGCAAAAUUUAAAGCCCUGGAGCGUGCUGAAAAUGCUUAUUACCAAGGCAAAGGUCAGACCAAGCAGCAGGGUGGUGGCCUUGCUGACAAGAAGAGCAUCUCUCAGACGCUAAGAGAUGCAUGCCGGAAAAGAUUGUUGGAUGCUCUUGGACAAGCAAAGCUGCAACUUGGGAAUAUCCCGUGCAACGACGAGGCUUCUGCUACACACCUUGAAACAGAGUGCUUCAAAAAAUAUGAGAAAGUGGGCAAGACGUUCUACAACUCACAGAUUGCUGCCACAGUUCGGUGGCUGUCAUCGGCAACAUCCAGUCAGAUGCACGACCGCCUCCAUGCUCUUAUCGACCAAACUAAAGAUGAUGGUACGUCAGGCUCCCCCGACAUUGUCCCAGAGUCACCUCCAGCAUAUCCUAAAAUCGUUGGCACAAGGCCAGGAGAAACCAGUAGCUAUGAAGCCGACGACAAACCACAGCAUAUUUGUGAGUUGGAGAAGAGGGGGCAUUCAGAUGAGUCUGCAAAGUGUGCUGCGGCUUCGACUGGGAACAUGGAGCUCCCCGCGAUACCAACUGGGAACAUGGUGCUCCCCGCGAUACCAACGUUCAGAGAAUUCUUGAGCCAAAAAGGAACGGAUCAGGCAAAGAGCUAUUCAAAUUCCCAGCCAUCUGGUAUUCGUAGGAAGUCUAGUGGUCAGGUUGAUAAGGAAGAAACCAGCAAGAGGAUGAAAUCAUGA
Molecule: messenger RNA, 2544 nt
Organism: Miscanthus lutarioriparius
Lineage: Eukaryota; Viridiplantae; Streptophyta; Magnoliopsida; Poales; Poaceae
Source: the annotation of a GenBank genome assembly